AGGUGGUGUUUUUUGCUAUAAAUUUCACUCUUGGUAUCAUUUUCCGUAGAGCACGAACGGCGGCAUCGUUGGCAUUUCCGAGACGCAAAAAAACUCGCUUUUGCAAAUGGCUUAUAGGGAUGAAAGGCUCUUCUUGCCAUUGAUCUAUACGUACUCAGUACUUUUUGGCGAGUUAGCAGAAUAUCGAUGUGAUUUAGCGUUUAGCUCCGUAGCUUCCCCAUUUUUACGCUCAAGUUUCUAAGGGCUUGCUAAGCAAGGUUAUUGAUCAACUGGCAAGCAUUACCUUACGUUGAUCUAUAAACCUUAUUCCUUGACUUGGUUCGACUUAUUUCAACGGUUGUUGAAUUAACACGAUUUCUUCAGGAACAGGUGUCUAUGGAGGAAAACUAAGAUAGAAUUAAGUCUCCCCAUGUAGCCAAAGCUCGCGAGGGCGAUUUUACCCAAGUGAUGUGGCGUAUACUCAAUUGUCAUUUACAAGGAUGAACUCUGUGGUCAUCUUGCAAAAAAUUUGGGCUAAUGCAGUAAACGGUAUCAAAUCGGUCUAUUCGCUAACAACAACGUAGCGUUAUGGGAGCGACACCUGUUAAAGAUGCGAAAAAACAAAAUAAACGUCGCAAGCUUCCCAAAAGAGGACGGGGAAGAAGUAAAAAAAUUAAAAUACGUCAAAUUCCGAUAACGGAUGCGGAAUCUAAGAGUCAUCAAGCAGAAAAAAAAGAUGAGGUACCAUCUUCACCACAAGUGACCGGAGAGGCCCCACCUGCUGAGCCUGAAAAACAGGAACUGCAGGAAAAGUCAGAAAAGCAGGCAACAACUGAAAGAACUUCGAACUCGGCAAAAGCUGAGACAAGCGAAAAGCAUUUGUUUGUUGAGGAAGGGCCUGUACGUUUGGGGAAUUCGCCCCUUUGCGCCACACAUACCAGAGAGUAUUUGAUUUUCGUUGAUGAUUUAGAGAGGAAAGAAAGACAGCAUUAUGAAGAUGUCAGGAAGUACGCAGAGCAGUUUCUGCAGCUGGUGGCUUGCCUCCAUUGUAUGACGAUCCUUCUCACGACCCUUAUGCUGUACGUUUUUGCACAGUAUAUAAUCGAUCGAUUAAAGCGCAGCUGAAGGAAUACGCAAAUCCAUUGCGCUUUUUCCAUGAUUUUACAGGAAGCUCUUGCAAAAGACUUCCGUGCAGGGAGAAACUAUAUGCAGAUUUAGUAUCAAUGAAGAUCAAGCGCCGGGAUGUGCAGAUGUAUUUCCUUUCGAACGUAUUUCUGUUUCAUAUUUUGAUUG
Molecule: messenger RNA, 1272 nt
Organism: Varroa destructor (honeybee mite)
Lineage: Eukaryota; Metazoa; Arthropoda; Arachnida; Mesostigmata; Varroidae
Source: RefSeq, a predicted model, not a curated record